GCGUAUACUUCUCAUCUUAAUUUUUCGCUGUUAUUACAUCUUGAUAUCUAUAGAGGAAUCACGGUAUCCGAUUUAAUUCGAAUUAAUCACCGGUUUUAUCGUAUGUCAUUACGAUGCAGGCGAUUGUGAUCGCAUUUUUCUUGUUGGUCUGCGGCCUAGCCGCAAUCGUGAUAUCUGACAUUUCGCAAGAUCUUUCGCUGAACGCAUUCAUGAAAAUGAUGCAGGAAAGCAGAAAACGGCCGAAUAGCACUAAAUUCAAUUCUGAUAUCAACCUUAAUACGCUACAAAUGAUAAAAAAAGCUGGUUAUCCAGCGGAAGCUCAUAUUGUACAGACUGAGGACGGUUACCUCUUAACACUCCAUCGUAUUCCAGGUAACAAGAAGUUAUCCAUGUUGUUACAACAUGGUCUUUUCGGCAGUUCCGCCGACUGGGUCAUUCCCGGCAAGGAUAAAGGACUUGCUUUCAUAUUGGCCGAUCGGGGAUAUGACGUUUGGUUGGGCAAUUUUCGUGGGAAUACCAAUUCGAGAGCGCACAUUUCUUUAUCUCCGUCGGAUUCAAAAUUUUGGAAUUUUAGCUUUCACGAACUGGGCAUCUAUGAUUUAUCUGCGAUGAUCUCGUAUAUCACGGAUAAGACGUCACAAAAAUUGCACACGUAUAUUGGUCAUUCAAUGGGUACAACUGCUUCUUAUGUAAUGGCAGCAGAACGUCCAGAUAUUGCUCAAAUGGUACAAGCAAUAAUUAGUCUCGCGCCUAUAGCUUUUGUAGAACAUAUAAAAAGUCCAAUACGAUAUUUUGCUCCUUUCGUCAACGAAUUAAAGAUAAUAGCGCAUUUCUUCGGCGAGGAUGAGUUUCUGCCGCAUAAUAGUGUGCUGCAAUUUCUAGCGAAGCACAGCUGCGAGGUAAAUUACAUUGAGGAGAUCUGUACCAACAUAAUAUUCUUGAUCUGUGGAUUCGAUAAAGAACAAUUCAAUUACACUCUGCUCCCAACGAUUCUGAAUUACGAUUCAGCCGGUGCUUCGACCAAAACGCUGAUACACUUCGGUCAGGAAAUCGAGUCAGGCAAAUUUCGUCAAUUCGAUUAUGGACGCGAGAAAAAUCUAUUGAUCUACAAUGCAACUGAACCGCCGGACUAUAAUCUAACAAACAUCAAACUGCCAAUUGGGCUAUUCUACGCCGACAAUGAUUGGUUGGCUGAUAGUUUGGACGUGAAAAAGCUAUACAACUCAUUAUUACCCAACAUAUUUGACUUGUAUAGAGUACCGUUGCCUAAAUUCAAUCAUCUGGAUUUUAUCUGGGGUAAAGAUGCACCCAAACUUGUGUAUAAUGAACUGUUUAAUGAUUUGCAAUUGCUUAAGAUCAGAAGAAUAUAAUACAUCAUGACUGAUAAUAUAGCAUAAUUGAUAAUAAAGAUAAGAGACUGAGAUGCUAAAAUCUUGGUACGAUUGUAAUGGUAUAUUAAAAAUAAUUUAAUUCAUAGUGUUUUGUAGUUUAUACAGAAUUAUAGAAUAUAUGCAUAUAAAGAGUUAAUUUGUCGUUUUGAUGAGUUAAUUUGUCGUUAUUUUAAUGUGGAUUUCGAGGAA
Acromyrmex echinatior (Panamanian leafcutter ant) is the source of this 1580-nucleotide messenger RNA. RefSeq names its product lipase 3-like. Lineage: Eukaryota; Metazoa; Arthropoda; Insecta; Hymenoptera; Formicidae. The record is from RefSeq and is a predicted model, not a curated record. Gene Ontology annotation, biological process: lipid metabolic process. Gene Ontology annotation, molecular function: hydrolase activity, acting on ester bonds.